Messenger RNA from Penicillium nucicola, 1332 nucleotides. Its product is annotated as MFS transporter. NCBI's taxonomy places the organism in Eukaryota, Fungi, Ascomycota, Eurotiomycetes, Eurotiales, Aspergillaceae. The coding region runs from base 1 to 1332 and encodes 443 amino acids. The transcript has 5 exons. Gene Ontology annotation, molecular function: transmembrane transporter activity. The record is from RefSeq and is a predicted model, not a curated record. Gene Ontology annotation, cellular component: membrane. Gene Ontology annotation, biological process: transmembrane transport.
AUGUCUCAUUCCAUUGAAGAAGAUAAAGCGCAAGCUAUUCACUCAGACAAUGGCAACCUCAUCUGUGUUGAUGCAGAAGCCGAGAAGAAGCUUGUGUGGAAGAUCGAUCUCUAUUUAAUGCCCUCCGUCUUCGUUCUUUACCUCUUUUCAUACGUGGACCGAUCAAAUAUCGGUCUUGCCAAAAUUGCCGGCAUGGAAGAAGACCUGAAACUAACAUCUGAUCAAUAUUAUACUGCUGUCAUACAUGAUACUAUCUCGCACUCGGCCAUCGAUUUUCAUUCCGAUCAUCACAUUCGGAUGGGGUACUGUCGCAGCGCUAAUUGGAAUAGUCCGACACCAAAGCCAACUGAUAGCCCUCAGGUUCCUUCUGGGGAGCCAGCCGUAAUCUUCCUGAUCUCAACAUGGUACCGAAAAAAUGAACAAUCGAAACGCUUCAUCAUCUUCCUCUCAGCAGGCAUCCUCUCCGGAGCCUUCGGCAGCAUAGUCUCGGGCGCAAUAACCUCAACUCUAGACGGAAUCCACAAUAUCCGCGGCUGGCGCUGGCUCUUCAUAGUCGAAGGCGCAGCAACAGCAGGCAUGAGUCUCAUAGCCCACUGGACACUCCUCGACUUCCCCAACAGCAGCAGGGGACUCACACCAGACGAGCAAAAGCUAGCCCAACACCGCCUAAUCGAAGACGGAAUCGCCAACGAAGAAACAACAGACCCAGCAGCCCAUCAAACCACCCCAAUCCUCCAAACCCUUCUCAAAGCCCUAUCCGACUGGCGAGCCUGGAUCCUUACACCGGCAUACAUGAGCAUCCUCGGCGCCCUAGCAAUCUCCUACUUCUACCCAACCCUCAUAGCCGGCAUGGGCUACACAUCCACAACAGCGCAAUACAUGACCGCACCACUGUACCUAGUCUCGCUCGUGAUCGCCAUCCCAGUAUGCUACCUCGCAGACCGGAACCCGAACCGCCGUGGCAUCUUCCUAGUGACUAACCUUCUUGUUGGAAUGAUAUUCUUCGCCCUAACGGCCGCCAUCGCAGAUUACACUGCACGCUAUGUCUUCCUCUGCUUUAUCAACGUGACCAUCUGGACGGGCAAUGCGCUUGCAUUGUCCUUUGCGACGACUGCGUUGGCGGCGGUCGAUCGAGAUGUUAGGGCGGUUAUGCUGGCUUGGAUGAAUGGUGUUGCGGCACUGGCGCAGUUGUACGGGAGUGCGCUGUUUCCGGCUGGAGAUUCGCCGGGGUAUGUGGUUGGGUUUUCGGUUUUUGCGGGGACUUUUGCGGUGGGCGCGGUGCUUUAUGGGGUUGCUGAUGUUUUGAUGAGGAGAUUUCCUUAUAAAGUGUAG